Gilbertella persicaria is the source of this 1362-nucleotide messenger RNA. RefSeq lists its product as uncharacterized. Gene Ontology annotation, molecular function: protein binding. The transcript is spliced from 8 exons. Gene Ontology annotation, biological process: protein localization to mitotic spindle pole body; microtubule anchoring at mitotic spindle pole body; mitotic sister chromatid segregation. Lineage: Eukaryota; Fungi; Mucoromycota; Mucoromycetes; Mucorales; Choanephoraceae. The record is from RefSeq and is a predicted model, not a curated record. Gene Ontology annotation, cellular component: microtubule organizing center; mitotic spindle; MWP complex. Bases 23 to 1342 code for a protein of 439 amino acids.
GUCUUUUUUAUUAUUAUUAUAUAUGAAGCUUGUCUAUAGUAAUCUCUAUAAACAUUCUCAAUACCAAUCUAAAAUAUCACCCAAUAACUAUUAUGUUGCUAAUGCAGUGGAUGAUCGUCUUGUGAUCAGAAGACAAGACAGACAUCUCCAAGUACUUCAAGUACACGAAACACGUAGUCCUAUUGACUAUAUACAAUGGGCACCUAACUCUGAACACAUUCUGACUGUCAACUAUCAAAAGUCUCGAGUCUAUAUCCGAUCCCUCACAGAUCCCAAAUGGCAAGGCUCGAUUGUCGAAAGAAGGUUUCCUAUAGUUCGAGUUCGAUGGAGUCCUGAUUCCAAAAGUAUUCUCUGUAUUUCUGAAUUAAAGUUACGCUUAGCUAUAUGGAAUCUAUCCACACAAGAAUUGAAAUACAUGAAUCAUCUCAAAUUUAUAGACAAAGGCAUUGAAUUCAGCCCUGAUGGUAACUAUGUAGCUAUUGUAGAAUUGAUCGAGGGCAAAGAAUACAUUAGUAUAUAUCAUGCCAAUUCAUUUAUACUAUUACAGAGAUUUGAAGUAGAUACAGCUGAUUUAGAAAACUUGAUAUGGUCUUUUGAUAGUAUGUUUAUUGCUGUAUGGGAUAAUUGUAUCUAUCAUAAAUUAUUGAUCUAUAGACAAGAUGGACACUUGUAUAAAGCUUAUUCUGGAUAUCAGUUUGGCUUAGGCAUCAAGACUGUUAUUUGGAGUCCUAAUAAUCAAUUGAUAGCCAUAGGCAACUAUGAUGAGACAAUACAUGUAUUAUCUGCACUUUCAUUUGAUUUAGUCGACAAAUUAGAACAUUCAGCAUCUAUCGCAGUUCAUUCAAACAUAACACCUAUAGAAGAAAUAGAAGCUGCUAAUCCAGCUAAAAUAUCACUUGGCCAUGUAGACACAGACUAUCAUAUCUUGGUACCUCCACUCAAGAUACCUAUCCGAAGACCAGAAUACAAUGAACCCAACCCAAAGACAGGCAUCUCUUCUUGUCAAUUCAGUCCUGAUAGUCAAUAUCUCUUUAGUAAAAGCGAUUCUAUGCCUACAGCAUUAUGGUUAUGGAAAGUAAAUACAUUAUCAUGUACACAUGUCAUCAAAUUUCGAAAACAUAUCAAGCAAGUUCUUUGGCAUCCUCAGCAUAACUGUCUUUUGACUGUGAUAUGUGGUGAUGGAAACCUGCAUUUCUUUGAAUCUACAGAAGACGGUAUGGAUAUUCAACCAGCUACUGUGCCAACAACGAGAUUCUCUGUUAAGAAAAUCAAAUGGAGCUCUGAUGGAAAUGCACUUAUCUUAAUGGAUCAAGAACUAUUUUGCUUGGCUGUACAAGAAUAAAAUACUUUACAUAAACAACA